AGAUCAGCCGAUCCUGAAUAAACACACUUGGGAUCGGCCACAAAUGCCCAGGCUAUCCCCAGGGAACAAGCAGACCUUGAAGAGACCUUAGCCUCCAGUCUGCUGUUUCCAGAAUCCUGAACCAGGUCUGACGAGUUUCUGGAUUUUUCUGAGUGAAAGUCACUGGUUUUGUGUUGUCUACUUGCGUCACCCUGCUCUGGGGGAAAGAAAGAUUUCUUUCUGGGUGGAAAUGGAAGCAGAUCAUCUCUGUGACUUUGUUUCUUGUCGGAGAGCAGGAAGCCCUGUGACUCCGGCCUGAGCAGGCGUGUCCAGGUCACCACAGCACGAUGGACCACACACCCCUCAUCUGUGACUACGGUUCUGGCUUCAGCAAGGUGGGCUUUGCAGGAACCGAGGCCCCUAGGGCUGUCUUUCCCACCAUCCUCGGGAACCUGAAACAUAACAACCUACUGGUAGGGGUGGAAGAAAAAGACUGGUUCAUUGGAGCUGAGGCCCGGAAUAACCUAGAAAAGCUGAACCUGCACUACCCCAUCACCCGGGGAGCCAUCACCAACUGGGACAAUGUGGAGAAGAUUUGGCAUCACUCCUUCUACCAGGUGCUCCACGUCGCCCCCGAGCAGCACCCUAUAAUGAUAACAGAGCCACCGCUAAACAGCACAGACGUUAAAUGUAGAAUGACUCAGAUCCUAUUUGAAACCUUCAACGUCCCCGCUCUGUACAUGGCUAAUCAAGGGGUCCUCUCCAUGUACGCUGCUGGCAGAACCUCUGGAACAACUAUUGAAUCUGGAGAAGGGAUGACAUACUUCGUGCCUAUCAUCGAUGGCUAUCCUUUGCAACUGUCAUCUACCAAGCUGGACAUAGCUGGUCAAGACCUGACCGCAUACCUCCUGAAGCUGCUCUCAGACAGCGGGAGCUUGUUGGUGAGCACAGCCGACCGUGAGUACAUCCGAGACCUGAAAGAGAAACACUGCUAUGUGGCCCUGGACUAUGACUUGGAAGUGUCAAAAAACAUAGUACCCUCCCAACAGAAGAAAUUCCAGUUGCCCGAUGGCAAGGAAGUCAACCUGGAUCAGGAGGCACUCACGUGCUCAGAGGCGCUCUUCAACACCAGCCUCAUCGGGAGAAACAACCCGGGCAUUCACAUGCAGGCCCAGCAGAGCAUCACGUCCUGCGACCACUCCCACUGGAAGACUCUUUUUGGUCAUAUCAUGCUGUCUGGUGGCACUGGUGCCUUCUCAGGUCUACGACUCCGACUGCAGAGAGAGAUAUCAAAGCUGGUCUCUCCAGACGUGUGUGUGAAGGUGGCCACCUCUCCAUAUGCCAAGUAUGGUGCCUGGGUAGGUGCCUCCAUCUUGUGCUCUCUCCCUAUGUUCAAGAACAUGUGGGUCACAAGUCAUGAGUAUAGGGAAAUUGGCCCUUCCAUCAUGUGUAGAAGAAACCUCUGACCAGUGGCUUUCAGGUUGAAUCAUCUGGACCAACAUCACCAUGCCCAGGCUGAGCCUCGGCCUUCCUGAGCGGACCACAGUUAGAACAAGCUUACAGCAAGGCCCCCUUUCUCCUGGAAGACAAUAAAAGCAUGCAACAGGGCUGA
Messenger RNA from Myodes glareolus (Bank vole), 1591 nucleotides. NCBI's taxonomy places the organism in Eukaryota, Metazoa, Chordata, Mammalia, Rodentia, Cricetidae. The record is from RefSeq and is a predicted model, not a curated record.